Messenger RNA from Paramecium octaurelia, 3697 nucleotides. Lineage: Eukaryota; Ciliophora; Oligohymenophorea; Peniculida; Parameciidae. The record is from the annotation of a GenBank genome assembly.
AUGAUUGUAAAAUUUCACAAGAAAACAGAGAGAAUCAAAGGAUUGUCAUUUCAUCCGAAGCAACCCUGGUUACUUGUUGGAUUACAUUCUGGAGCAAUUCAAAUGAUAGAUUAUAGAUUGGGAAGGGUAAGACUAUAUUGAAUAUAAAAAAUAGACAAUUGAAGAAUUUGUGUAACAUGAAGGCCCUGUGAGAUCAGUGUAAUUUCACCAAUCUUUGUGUCUGUUUAUAUCAGGCUCAGAUGAUUUUACUGUAAGAGUUUGGAAUUACAAAACUAAAAAAUGUUAAUUCGUGUUGCGAGGCCAUCUGGACUUUAUAAGAUGUGUACAUUUUCAUCCAGAAUUGCCUUGGUGUGUCUCAGCUUCAGAUGAUUAGACUUCUAGAAUUUGGAAUUAUUAAUCAAGACAAAUGUUAGCCAUUGUAACCGGGCAUAGUCAUUAUGUUAUGCAUUGUGAAUUUCAUCCAACGAAAGACUUUCUAAUUACUUGUUCUUUAGAUUAGACUAUCCGAUUAUGGUCUAUUGCUUAAUUAAAGAAAAGAUUUACUCAAAAGAAUGUAAAAUAUUCAAUUAGGUUUUAAAGGUGCAAAAUGAUUAACAGAAUGAAUUAGAAUUAAUAUAAAUUUUAGAAGGACACAAUCAAGGUGUGAAUUGGUGUACAUUCAGUCCGACUGAAAAUUUAAUAUUGUCAGCAUCAGAUGAUAAGAAAGUCAAAGUUUGGAAAUUUAGUGAUUCAAAAGGCUUUGAGAUUGAUUCCUAUUAGGGUCAUAAUGUAAUUUAAUAUAUACUAUCAAUAGAAUAAUGUGAGCAGUGCUAUGUUUCAUCCAUUUGGAGAAUACUUUAUAUCUAAUUCUGAGGACAACACCAUAAGAUUUUGGGAUAUGAAGAAGAAAGUUGAAAUUGACUGUUUUACAAACUAUGAAUUGGAUAGAUAUUGGGUUAGUGCUGUUCAUUAACAUAACAAUUAUUUUGCUGGAGGAAGUGAUUCUGCUUUAUACAUAUUUACAUUAUUUAGGAAUAGACCUGCUUUUGAUUUGAUAGAUAAUAGGAAUUUGUUUGUUGGGAGCAAGAAACAAAUCAAAAUAAUAGAUUUAUAGAAUAAUUAAGAGAAAGUCAUUAAGAGCUUUCAAGAAGUUAACACCUUAAUAUCAGAUAAUCUACUAUAAGAUAAUAUUGAGUUCAUCUAAUAAAAUAUUUAUGAGACAAGUAAAAACUUACUCUUAAUCAGGUUGAAAUAGAGUUCUCAUAAUAAAUAGAAAGGAAUAUGUAAAUAUGUGAUUUUUGAAUGCCAAACAAAUCUCAGUCAAAUCUUUUUGGGUAAGACUGCUAUUUUCAUUGGAAAAUAUAAGAUUUUAAAGUCUAAAGAAAAUUCGGAGAUAGAAAUUUAUAAUUUUGAAGUUGAUUCACAUAGAGCUCUAGGCCAUAAAGCUGAUAAACUAUUUUCUUUUUAAGGAGGCAAAGCCAUCUUUUAUUCUGAUGAGAUGAUCAAUGUAUUAGAUCCAGAGGCUAAUAAAUUACUAUAUCAAAUCCCUUGUUCUAAUGAAUUCAAUAAUAUGAAAAAAGUGUUGACUAACGAUACAUAUGUUAUGAUUUAAACGAAGAAAGCUAUUUAUCUGUUUACAAAAUCUUUUUAAAGAGUCACUUAGAUAUCAGAGUCAAUAAACAUUAAAUCAGUAUUGUUCUUAAGUAAAACCUAAAACAUUAUCAUAUAUUCAACAAAAGUUCACAUUAAAUAUUUGUUAAUAAAUGGUGAUUCUGGUAUUUUUGGAACCAUGGAAACAGUCCCAUAUCUUAUUUAGUUACAAUAACCAAUAGAUAGAUAAAGUGAAAAAUAUAAAUUGUGUUACAUGAAUAAUGUUGGCACCCUUCUAAAUGUGACACUUGAUUGUUCUGAAAUGUUGUUUAAGUAAUCUUUGAUUGAUAAAAACAUUAAAUAUAUCUAGAGCUUCUUAAAGACACAUAAGAAAUUAGGUGCUUUGAUUACAUCAUAUCUAUAUUAAAAAGGAUUUCCAAUGAUUGCCUACUAAUUAGUUGAGGACAAAGGAGCUAAAUUUUAGUUAGCAUUGUCUUCCAAUAAUUUAGAACUAUCCUACAGAACUUGCGAUGACUUAAAGAAUCCAAUGUGUUAUCAAAAACUAUCUGAAGAAGCCAUGAGAUAGGGUAAUCAUAAUAUAGUUGAAGUUUGUUAAUAGAAAUUGAGAUCCUCUCAAUAAUUGUCUUUUCUCUAUACAAUUACUGGUCAAACUGAUAAGUUGAAUGUAUUGAGUAAUAUAGCCAAAGAAUAAAAUGAACAAAAUACCCGAUUCUAAACAUUAUUACAUCUCGGAAAUUAUAAUCAAAGAGUUCAAUUUUUAUAGGAUUGUAAAUUGAAUCAUAUUGCCAAUCUCAGCAAAUUAGUACAUGGAUUAGAAUAUGAUAAAAAGUUGAUCAUACCUGAAGAUUUAGAAUGGGUGUAAUCUUUAUAACCAGAAUUACUCUAACCUCCUGUUUAGAUUAUUAAAUCUAAAUAGCAUCAUCUAUUUUCUAUGAAUUGGCCUCAUAAUUCUGUAGAUUAAGAUGAUUAAUAUAAUAUAUUAAUAUAAGAGGAUCAAGAAAACAAAGAAAAAACUCAGAAAUCAUAAGAAAAACCAUCAUAGGAUUAAGAAAAGCAGAAAGUCAAUAAUUCUUAGAUAAAAAAAGAAGUUCAAAACUAAGAGAAUUAAGAUAACGAAGAACCAUUUGAAGAUUGUCAAUGGGAAAUAAAUGAAUCAGAACUUUUGGAAAUGUAAUUAAACUAAGCAACUUUAGAUUAUAAGAGCUUGCUUUAUGGAUAUCCUGAUUAUAAAAAAGGUAUGAUAUACUUAUAACAACAUAGUUUUGUCACCUGUUGAAUAGAUAGUUACCGAGUAAUUCUAAUAAUGCUAAUAAUCAUUAAAAUCUACAAAAAAUGUCACUAAUAUUAAUCUGUGCAAAGAUUAUAUGAAAUAAUUAUGUCUUAGCUCAGUUAUAGAAAUAAGUUAAAUACCUUUCCUUUAGGCUGCUCCUCAAAUGAUAUCAGCUGUAUCAGAUAAAUAGCAUUUCAGUAGAAUUUCCUAAGAUCUUCUAAAGUAAGGAUACAAACAAACUACUGAUGGCAAAUUUCAAGAUGCUUUGACCACAUUUAAAACUUUAUUGAGAAAAGCAUUAUUUAAUGAUAAAAACACAGAUAUCAUUCCAAUCUGCUUAAAUUAUAUUAUAGCUAUGAAUUGUGAAAUUUAAAAGAAGGACUAAAGUGUUUCUAGACAAAUUGAAUUAGCUUGCUAUAUGGCUAUGUGUGAUUUAUAACCAAUACACCGUUCACUUACUUUAAGGGCAGCCAUGAGUUUGGCAUACAAACAAAAGAAUUAUUUGACUGGGGCAUAAGUAGCUAAAUAUUUAUUGAAACUAUUAGAAAAGGCUCCAUAAGGAUCAGCCUAUGCUAAGUUUGAAGUUAUUGAAAACGUAAAGAAGGUAUUUAAUAAUAUAUUAAAUGGUAGAUCUUAAGAAAUUGUGAGUAAUCAUCACGAGAUGAGUAUGAAAUUAAUUUUGAAGAAGAAUAUCUAAAUUAAGGGUCUAAGAUUUUGUUUGCUGAUAGUUUGACCAUCAUUAAACAAUAAAGCCUUCACUAAUGUCUUUUUGAUAAAGCAAAUUAUUCUUAAAAAGGAAAACUUUGUUAAAUUUGUGAUUUGUGUUAAAUUAAUUGA